UACAAUUUUGAUGAAGUAAAAAACAUGUUAUCUCCGUAUUCCUCGUCGCGGGUUAUUUGGGACGGAGAAAAAGAUAAUGGAGUAAUUUAACAUAUCCACCUCCGAGGAAUGGCCGAAAUUUUUCAUGGCCUUGAGUUGCUGCUGCUGAAGAAGUUCGACAACAACCCAGAACAAUGGCGAGAGCUGAAGCAAAAAUUGGCAAACAAGGACAACGACGACCAGGAGUGUUAUACCUACAUAGAUCUACUCAUGAUGGGGAACAUUCCUCAGAGUAUGUGGUUUUUGUCAGUGGCCCUCCACAACAGACCAAAGUAUCUCCUACAACUCAUACUACAGGAUUUAGAUAGAGAGAAGUUAGGAAACAUCAGAAGGCCAGGAGAAACUUUGCUCAAGACCUACUUGAAUACGUACAACUUCACAGAGUUUCAUUUAGAUAGUAUUUUUAAGUAUGGUGAAGACAACACUUUGCCAAAAGAG
This is a messenger RNA of Saccostrea cuccullata (small rock oyster), 477 nucleotides long. RefSeq lists its product as uncharacterized. The record is from RefSeq and is a predicted model, not a curated record. The annotation marks the transcript as partial. NCBI's taxonomy places the organism in Eukaryota, Metazoa, Mollusca, Bivalvia, Ostreida, Ostreidae. The transcript has 3 exons.